This is a messenger RNA of Cynocephalus volans (Philippine flying lemur), 1656 nucleotides long. RefSeq names its product aspartic peptidase retroviral like 1 (gene ASPRV1). Gene Ontology annotation, cellular component: membrane. Bases 1 to 1083 code for a protein of 360 amino acids. Gene Ontology annotation, molecular function: aspartic-type endopeptidase activity. Gene Ontology annotation, biological process: proteolysis. The transcript has a single exon. NCBI's taxonomy places the organism in Eukaryota, Metazoa, Chordata, Mammalia, Dermoptera, Cynocephalidae. The record is from RefSeq and is a predicted model, not a curated record.
AUGCUGGCAGGAGGGCGGGACAGGGAGGGGCGGAGCUUCCAGAACAAAGGAGAACGGGAGCCCUGGGGGCCCAGGCUAGGCAUCAAAAAGGCCCUGCGGAGCAAGCAGGCCACAGCCACACCUGCCUCUGCACCCAGCACUCAGCCAACCGCCCUCCCUGCACCCUUCUGCUUGCCCAAAGCCGGGCAAGUAAGCAACACUCAGCUCCGAGAGACCUCAUCCUCCAGCGUGAUUGCGCCGACACUGCUCUGUGGCUUUCUCUAUUUGGCGUGGGUUGCUGCUGACAGUCCAGAACAGAGCAGAGGAAUGGCUGGGAGCGGAGCCAGGAGCCAGCAGGGCCGCCGGGAGCACGCCUUUGUCCCGGAGACUUUUGAUGGAGCCAACGUAGCCCCGAGCCUCUGGCUGCACCGCUUCGAGGUCAUCGAUGACCUCAACCAUUGGGACCAUGACACCAAGCUAAGGUUCCUGAAAGAGUCCCUCAGGGGAGAUGCCCUGGAGGUCUACAGUGGACUUAGUCCCCGGGACCAGGGAGACUAUGGGACUGUGAAAGAGACCCUCCUGAAGGCCUUCGGGGACCCUGGGGCCACCCACCGCCACCUGCCUAAAGAGAUCGUCUUUGCCAACAGCAUGGGUAAGGGCUACUACCUCAAGGGGAAGAUUGGCAAAGUGCCCGUGAGGUUCCUGGUGGACUCUGGUGCCCAGGUCUCUGUGGUCCACCCCAGCUUGUGGGAGGAGGUCACUGAUGGUGAUCUGGACACCCUGAGGCCCUUUGAGAAUGUGGUGAAAGUGGCCAAUGGGGCUGAAAUGAAGAUCCUGGGCAUCUGGGACACAGUGGUGACCCUAGGCAAGCUGAAGCUGAAGGCGCAGUUCCUGGUAGCCAACGCCAGUGCAGAAGAAGCCAUCAUUGGCACCGAUGUGCUGCAGGACCACAACGCUGUCUUGGACUUCGAGCAUCGCACGUGCACCCUGAAAGGAAAGAAGUUCCGCCUUCUGCCCGUUGGAGGGUCCCUGGAGGAUGAGUUUGACCUGGAGCUUAUAGAGGAGGAGCCCUCAGAGGAGGGGCGGCAGCAGCAGUCCUUUUGAGAAUCUCCCUUUUUCUUACCUCCCAAAUAUUGGUGGGAAGAGCUACCAUUGUGUGGGGGGGCAUAUAUCCUCAGGAGAGCCACUGGACUUGGCCAAUCCUCCAAAGUCAACUCUUGCCCUCCCUUUCGCUUUCCUCCCUCUGCAGGGGCCUUAAUCUGCCCCUGGGGGGGGAGGCGUCCAUUGAGAAGGCACAGGUGAGGGAGAGGGUCCCCGCAGUCAUCAAGCUGCUAUUGGUGGCAAAGACUUGAAGGCUGGAAGAAGCUUCCAAGGAAGCCAGAAGUGUUUGUCUUUGAGAGAGGACUGGGGGGGCCCCUUCAGGUCCCCUGAAGUAUGGCUUGGUCACCUUCAGGUACACGAAGCCUGUCUCAGCUGGUCUGGGGCCUGACUGCAGGGUCCUCAGGAGCCAGACCGAGCUCUUGGAUGGGGGUCACAGUGACUCUGGGAUGCCUUCCUGAUGAGUCUUCCCACCUGCGCAAUGGUAUGUUUCCUUCUGUCAUUUGCUUUGAACCGAUUGAGCCUUGUGCCAAUAAUUCAAUGACCUCAAAACCAAUAAAGAUUGAUUCAUGGAAAAAA